Molecule: messenger RNA, 4218 nt
Organism: Monosiga brevicollis MX1
Lineage: Eukaryota; Choanoflagellata; Craspedida; Salpingoecidae
Exons: 1
Coding region: 1-4218 (1405 amino acids)
Biological process (GO): intermediate filament organization
Source: RefSeq, a predicted model, not a curated record
AUGCCCGUGCAAAACUUUUUACAAAUCAAAAAAAAGGGGGGCCAGGCAGCAAAUGGCACCUUACCUUUCUUGAUUGAUCUUGCACAGAUGGAAGAGCGUAUUCGCUUACAAAUCGAAAUCGAUCGUCUUCAAGAGGCCGCACGCCAUCCCCCGCCUCGACAAAACGGAGUCGAGCCCACCCCGGAAGCAGUCGAGGCACGCUCAGCCACCAUUCUCGCCCGCGAAAUGCAGAUUCGCCAGCAGCUCGAGCGCCUGCAACACGCCGGCCUCGAUCAGACCCUCGUGGCCGGUGCCCAUGCCGCCCUUGACAACCUCCACCAACCCAUCGAGCACAUUCGUAAGGCCACUUGGCUGGCCCAAGCGGCAGUCCUUGACCAAAAGAUUGCCCGGCGGCAAGGUCCAAACGGCAGCCUCCGCGAAAGCCUCGAUGAUUCCGCUUACGAGCCCGAUACCAACCAAGACCUUGCUCAGUCAGGCCUUGCUCCGCCCAGUGCUGACGAAGAUGACAACAGCGCCUUUGCCUCUGAUACACAUGGCAAUGUUGAGCGCUUCCAGGACCCACAACUGCUGCGCGCACCAAGUACCAGUGAUGACGCAGAUAGCGGCGCUGAUGCCCAGGCGACCAACCCUAUGGUCCCGCCCGAAUUGGCUCUUGAUUUGAACCUGGAUGAUAUCGCCGCGCGCGUCCGGCGGGACUCCGCUGCCAGUUCGCUGAUCACCCACGCCCAAUCCUCUGCAGGCAGUGACACCUCAGCAAUGCACCCAGCCUCGCCCAAACCCACAUUUUUUCAGAAUGACCUGGUGGCCCUGGCUGCGGCCACCCUGGCCCACGCUUCCACAUCCAAAGCCCCUGACCCCGAACUUGAAACUGCGCCCCUGUCCCCUAAACCGCCCCCUGCCGCCGCUGAUGCCCAUAGCCCUUACCGCGCCGUUGCUGCCCGCGGCCGGCGCUACGCCCCCGCUGCACCGUCAGUCCCCACUGAGACCGAAGAAUCCCAGGCGAAAAAUGACGCCAGCCACGCUGUGCUGGAAACCCCAGCCACCUUGUCUCCACGGCCGCCGCAUGCACCUGCCCCCCGGCCCUCUGUGCAGAUGACGGCAAAAGACCCCACACCUUCAACGCUAACUGCCGAUGCUUCGGCUUUGAUCCGCAUCCUGCCCGCCAUGCUGUCCAACCAAUUUUCUGCGCGCCGCGCAACGGAACCUUGGAUGUCUUCGGCAGGCGCACAGCGUAGCCCACAGGCACUGUCUGUCCCUCUCCCAACUCCGCUUCAACGACCAUCAUCCGUUUCUGGUGCCUAUGCCGAUAUCGCGAUGCUGGAGGGAUCCCGUUUCAUGCUCUCUCGGCGCCAGACUAUGGCGGCCCUGCAAAUCGCGAUGGAGGGCCCUCACGUGGCGGUGCGCACGCUCUCCUCCUCGGCUCCAGCCAGUGCGUUGGCCUCACGGCGCGGUAGUCUAGUGCAUGUUCCUCCAGAAGCCGGGUCUGCACAUGGCUGGCGCUCUGCCAGCUUGACGAUGGAUAGCGCCAUAGCCUCGCUCGCUCUCAGCCCGCGCCCUCAGACCACUGUCGGUCCUACCCCAGAAAUCACGCCCCUUGCUGCUGUCAAUGAAGCUGCUGUCAAUGAAGCUGCUGUCAAUGAAGCUGCUGUCCCGCUCGCCACCUCGGCUCUUGCAGAUGAGGACGAAGGGGCGGCGGCGUACGCACACUUGAGUCACACUUUCCCCUCGCUCAUCAGUCACAUGGUGUGGAUCGCUUCUCCGACUCUGGCGAACACUCUGUCACCAUCACUGCCAUUUUUGGAAGGCGACAGCCAUACAUCACCACAAGCGCUCAGCAUGCUCCAAACCCAUCCAGUCACCAUGCUGGCCGGACCCAGUGACGACGACCUCACUUCAAACGACAAGACGCUCUCAUCCAUGUCCUAUGAGCCAGCGACUGAGGAUGGUGCCCCAGCGCUUGCCGCGCUUGCCGGUGCCAGUGAAAGUGAUCCUCUCGACGACUCGCAGGCACCACCAUCCAUGACCCUCACCACCCCAAUGCAGUGGGACGCCAGCGGUCAAGAGGAGGCUCUGCCCCAUGCACUCAUGGCCGAGCUGACUACGAGCGAUGUGCUUUUGGGCACCACGGACCAGGAAGACAUCACUGGUUGGCUUGCUAUGCAGUCCCCCUUGCAUGAGCGCCGGGGUGUCUUGAAUGCUGUCCCCUCAGGGCUUACCGGAGCCAAUGACGGCGACAUGACCACUCAACCUGAGCCCCACCCUUGGCAUAACACACAAUUGCGCCUGCCCGGGCCACGUCAGAGUGCUUGGGACAUUGCUCUGGGAAGCGAAUUGCCGACUCCAGAAAUUACACAAGCUCAUUUUAGUUUAGGAGGCACGCACGAUGUUACCGUCCCGCUUUGGAACGCCUCGCGUAGCAGCGCUGCUAGCCAGCAUCGCCGCUCGCUUGUAGGCCCGCCUCCUGAAAAACACUCAGGGCUGACGGCCGAGGCAUCGCCAGUAGCAGAAUCAGUCUUUAUGAAAGCAAAUGAUCGGACGUUGCCAGCUGAGCUAGCGCAGCUGCCCAAGGAGAUUUCACCAGCCGACGCCCCAUCAGAAGAAAAUCAACAGCAGGUUGAUGAGCUGCCGGAGACCCAAAGGGCAAUGGAAAAACCACUCACUGAUGAAGCGUGUCAAGCUCAACGAGAAAGUGAGGCGCAAUCUGCACUGGAACCUCAGACUGAGCAGGUGCCGCAAGUUGAGGCUGAGUCUGAGCUUCAGGAGUCUGAUGCAGCUGAGUCUGAACCUCAGGAUCGGAUUCAGGAGACCCCGACUGAGGCUGAACUUCAGGAUGAGCCCAAGGAAACGCCAAUUGAGGCGGAGCCUCAAGAGACACCAGCUGAGACUGGGCUUCAGGCAGCUGAGACUGAGCCUCAAGAGACACCGGCCGAACUUCAGGUUGUGCCUCAAGAGACACCAGCUGAGUCUGAGCUUCUGGAGUCUGAUGCAGCUGAGACUGAGCCCCAGGAGCCACCAGUUAAGAUUCAAUAUCAGGAGCCAACAACUGAACCUCAAAAGACACCAGCUGAGGCUGAACUUCAGGCUGAAUCUCAAGAGACACCAGCUGAGGCUGAACUUCAGGCUGAGCCUCAAGAGACACCGACUGAGACUGAGCUUCAGGCAGCUGAGUCUGAGCCUCAAGAGACACCAGCUGAGGCUGAGCUUCAGGCUGAAUCUCAAGAGACAGGAGCUGAGACUGAGCCUCAGGCAGCUGAGACUGAGCCUCAAGAGACACCAACUGAGCCUGAGCUUCAGGUUGAGCCUCAAGAGACACCAGCUGAGGAAGAGCUCCAGGAGUCUGAUGCAGCUGAGUCUGAGCCCCAAAAGACACCAGCUGAGACUGAGCCUCAGGUUGAGCCUCAAGAGACACCAGCUGAGGAAGAGCUCCAGGAGUCUGAUACAGCUGAGUCUGAGCCCCAAAAGACACCAGCUGAGGAAGAGCUCCAGGAGUCUGAUGCAGCUGAGUCUGAGCCCCAAAAGACACCAGCUGAGACUGAGCCUCAGGUUGAGCCUCAAGAGACACCAGCUGAGGAAGAGCUCCAGGAGUCUGAUGCAGCUGAGUCUGAGCCCCAAAAGACACCAGCUGAGACUGAGCCUCAGGUUGAGCCCCAAAAGACACCAGCUGAGGAAGAGCUCCAGGAGUCUGAUGCAGCUGAGUCUGAGCCCCAAAAGACACCAGCUGAGACUGAGCCUCAGGUUGAGCCUCAAGAGACACCAGCUGAGGAAGAGCUCCAGGAGUCUGAUGCAGCUGAGUCUGAGCCCCAAAAGACACCAGCUGAGACUGAGCCUCAGGCAGCUGAGACUGAGCCUCAAGAGACACCAACUGAGCCUGAGCUUCAGGUUGAGCCUCAAGAGACACCAGCUGAGGAAGAGCUCCAGGAGUCUGAUGCAGCUCAGGUUGAGCCUCAAGAGACACCAGCCGAGUCUGAGCUUCAGGCAGCUGAGACUGAGCCUCAAGAGACACCGGCUGAGCCUGAGCUUCAGGAGUCUGAUGCAGCUGAGGCUGAGCCCCAAGAGACACUAGCCGAGUCUGAGCCCCAGGAUGAGCCGCGUCAAGAGACACCAGCUGAGACUGAUCCCGAGCCCCAGGAGCCAACAGCUGAAGCGGAGCCUCAGAAUGAGCCCCAGGAGUCAACAGCUCACGAACCCCAGGAGGCUUUAGCUGAGACUGAGCCCUAG